AUGGGGUCACUUCUGUUCAAGUCCACAGUGGAGGAGGAAAUAAGUCAUGGAGGUAUUGCACAGAAUAAAGCAAAGUUUCGUGAUGAUACCUCACAGUUAAAACGAGAUUGCAAUGACAAAAGCAUACUUCCAGACACCGAUGACGAUGGAGAAAUUCAGGACAAUACGAAUUGGGAAACUGGAAAGCUGCAGGUUUUAUCAGGAGGUAACGUUUCAACGGAAAAUAUAAAUGGAAGGCGAGAAAACAACACUGGAGGCGGAAAGAGUGGAUGCUCAACUGUUGCUCCACCAGGUCGAUCUGGCACAGACGAGAAAGACGGAAGUUUGGAGAUCCAUCAAAGGGAUCAAAUCUUUCCGGCAAAGACAUCUAACGAUAAUGACGCAUCCGUCAUGUCCGUGGGGCUGCACGAAAUCACUCCUACGAUGGAGGUAGCAGAGAACGCAAACGUCUUGAAUGUUGAAGCAAUUGAGACUGGGCAAGGUCCGCUAGAAAGUAUUGCAGUUGCAGAUGAUAUACCCAUGGGUGGGGAUGCCAAUCCAUCAAGACGGGAGACAACAUCCGAUCCCAAAAUAGACAGAACUGAUGAGGAAGGAAACACACCGCUCUACAAUGCAUUCGUAGAAGGUCAUCUGGAAGGUGUUGAAUAUCUCAUCUCUCAGGGAGCAAUUCCGAAUAAACCAAGUAAUCGUGAACGUUGUCCUCUCCAAGUAGCGGCCGAAAAAGGGUAUGGAAACAUCGUUAAUUUGCUCACCAAUCGAGGAGCUGAGAUACAGGUGGAAUGCGACAUUGGUAAUACACCAAUCCAUAAAGCAGCGGCCAAGGGUCAUACAGGCAUCGUAGAAAGUCUUAUUGCAGAUGGGAUUGAUGUAAACAGCAAAGACCAGACAGAAUGGACUCCAUUUAACGCCGCAGUUCAAUAUGGCCAUCUAGAGACUUUGAAAUUCCUACUGAGCAAAGGGGCAAAACAGAAUGUACAUAACGGUAGGACCCCUCUCUAUGCCGCCGCAGAGUUCGGUCAAUUAGAAAUCCUGCAAUUUCUAAUUUCCGAGGGAGCUGAUAUGAAGAGGGAAAACCCAUCAGGUCGGAUUCCUCUGCACGGUGCAGCUAUCAGUGGUGACAUGGAAAUCAUCAAAUAUCUCAUUCAAGAAGGAUCUGAUGUAAACAAGGGCGCGCGGAAAGGUUGGACGCCACUCGAUGCUGCUAUUAAAUACAGUCAUCUAGAGGCUGUCAAAUAUCUCAUGGGCGAGGGAUCAGAGCUGAACAGAUAUGAUGGAAUGUCCCCGCUCUAUGCUGCAGCUAAAUUCGGUCACUUAGAAAUUGUGAAAUUCUUCAUUUCUGAAGGCGCUGAUGUGAAUGAAGAAAAUGACUCGGGUGAGAUUCCACUGCAUGGUGCAGCAUUUAGCAGUAAGAUGGAAGUCAUUAAAUACCUUAUUCAACGAGGAUCUGAAGUGAACAAGGCUGAUGCCAACGGUCGUACACCGUUCAAUGCCGCCAUCCAAUACGGACAGUUAGGAGUUGUUAAGUUUCUCAUAGACAAAGGGGCAAAGCAGAACGCAUGUAAUGGCAAUAACCCUCUCUGUGCGGCAGCACAAUUUGGCCACUCAGACAUAGUAAAAUUCUUCAUUUCAGAAGGCGCAAAUGUGAACGAAGAAAAUGAUGAAGGUACGAUUCCUCUCCAUGGUGCUGCUAGUCGAGGACACAUAUCGGUCAUGGAAUAUCUUCUUCAACAAGGUUCUGAUUGUAACAAAGGUCGUGACAAAGGCUGGGCACCCAUUCAUGCUGCGAUUGCAUGUGAUCAAUUUGAAGCUGUCAAAUACCUACUGAACUAUGAAGUAGAGAAUAGCAGAUGUCAUACAAAAAACCUGCUUCAUACAGGAGCAAAGUUUGGUCACUUGGACAUGAUGAAAUUCCUCACUUUCAAAGGAGCUGAUAUUAAUGAGACAGAUGAAUAUGGGGCCAUUCCUCUCCACUACGCUAGUUAUGGAGGUCACCUGAAAGUAAUGGAAUAUCUCAUUCAGCUAGGAUCUGAUGUGAACAAGGCCGAUGAGAUGGGCUUGACACCAUUCAAUGCUGCCGUCCAAUAUGGUCAUCUAGAAGCUGUGAAGUAUCUCCUGAAAGAAAAAGCAAUACAGAACAGAUACGAUGGAAUGCCACCUCUUCACACUGCAGCACAAUUUGGCCACUUGGAUAUCAUGGAAUUCCUCAUUUCCAAAGGAGCUGAUAUUAAUGAGACAGAUGAAGAUGGGGCCAUUCCUCUCCACCACGCUACCUAUGGAGGCCAACUGAAAGUAAUGGAAUAUCUCAUUCAGCAAGGAUCUGAUGUGAAUAAGGCUGAUCUAGAGGGCUGGACACCACUCGAUGAUGCCAUUCAAUAUGAUCAUCUAGAAGCAGUGAAGUAUCUCCUGAAAGAAAAGGCAAUACAGAACAAAUACGAUGGAAUGACACCUCUCCAUGCCGCAGCUACAGUUGGGCACUUGGAUCUUGUGGAUUUCUUCAUUUCAGAAGGCGCAAAUGUGAACGAGGCAGAUGUAGAAGGGAUGAUACCUCUCCAUUGUGCAGCUGCCAGAGGUCAUAAAGAAAUGAUUGAAUAUCUCAUCCAACAUCGUUCAGAUAUCAACGAGCGUAACAAAAGAGGACGGAUACCUCAUGAAGUUGCAAUAGAAAAUGGCCAGUUAGAAGUUGCGAAAUUACUAGAUAAUAGACCUACGGACUGUUGCUUUGAAGUUAUGUCUUCACCGAAUGAUCAUACUGAUGAAGGAAAGCUCUCCGUAUCCAGUAGAUGGGGUGUGAAAGAAAGUGUUGGAGAGAUGCAGUCACGCGCAGAACAGCAAGCCAUUCUCCCAAACAAUAUCGCUAAUGGAAAGGACGACAUUCUGGCUAACACUGAAAAGAAAAGAUGUGAUGAAAUGUCUUCAAAGCUUCUUUUCGAAAAGACCCAUGAUUCUGAGGAUGAGGGCGAAGAGCAUAAUUUCUUCUUGUCUGCUAAGUUAAAAUCUCCUGACCAACGUGAGGAAAGCCCAAUACAACUUCGGCUGGAAUCAGAAAAGCAAGACCGGGCAGAGAAUAGGAACACCAUAACCAACACUACCGAUAAUCUCAUCACGUCUGAAUAUCGCACAUGGAAAUACGAAGCAUCCAAUCCACCCUUUCUUCAUGAUAUGAAGUCAAAUCAUCGUACAGGGCGUCCAUCUGAAGAACCACAAUCUGAGCCCUUUCCCUUGAUUGACAAGACCAGAGAAACACGAAUUGGAGUUAUAUGUCGUGAUUUCAUUUUCCUCACACAUGUCACAGGAGCCUUUGUCAUCCUGGACAUUGAUGAACGCCGGCAGUAA
Lytechinus variegatus (green sea urchin) is the source of this 3333-nucleotide messenger RNA. Its product is annotated as ankyrin-1-like. Bases 1 to 3333 code for a protein of 1110 amino acids. The transcript has 4 exons. Lineage: Eukaryota; Metazoa; Echinodermata; Echinoidea; Temnopleuroida; Toxopneustidae. Gene Ontology annotation, molecular function: protein binding. The record is from RefSeq and is a predicted model, not a curated record.